This is a messenger RNA of Cicer arietinum (chickpea), 2395 nucleotides long. RefSeq lists its product as uncharacterized. The record is from RefSeq and is a predicted model, not a curated record. NCBI's taxonomy places the organism in Eukaryota, Viridiplantae, Streptophyta, Magnoliopsida, Fabales, Fabaceae.
UCUCUCUCCUUAAACCGUUCUCUUCCCACACAAAAAAGCACACACCAUUCACACACCUCACUCGCUUCCUUUUCCUUUUCCUUUUCCUUUCACAUUUCGCACACUCCCACUCUACUAUCUUCACUCUCCAAAACCGUUUCUCUCUCUCUCUCUCUGAUUCCACUCUAUGCAUCUAUGAACAUCUAUCUUCCCUUCAUUUCACCAUUCACUACCUCUUCAACACUACCUUCUUAACACUCUCACGCUCACGGUUUCUCUCUUGAGUAUUUUUGUAUUAUCAUUUUUCUCUGAUUAAAAAUAUCCUAUAAUAAUUUCUUCUCCAAAAUGGAAAAGAAACAGGGUUUCUUCUCAGCGCUCAAAGAAGAAGUGGUUCGCGGCCUCUCACCUUCGCGUUCUCGCUCUCGCUCAACCAGCCCGGCCCGAACCGGUUCACCAAUUUCCGGUAUAUUCACUAGAAAAAAACAUCACUCGAACCAAACCCCGGACUCUUCCCUCGCAAGAUCCGGGGGUUUGAGGCCGUUAGGCGAGACAUUAACGCCGUUAAUCGAGGGACCCGAUUCAGAUAACGGAGAUCCGAAGAGAAUCGGGUCGGGUUUAGGGAACUGGAUGAAAGACCAGCUGUCACGUGCUCCUUCGGUUUCGUACAAGAGGUCUGAUCUGAGACUUCUGUUGGGUGUAAUGGGUGCGCCGUUGGCACCUUUUCACGUCUCUUCCACUGACCCACUUCCUCAUCUUAGCAUCAAGGACACUCCAAUCGAAACUUCGUCUGCACAGUACAUAUUGCAGCAGUACAUAGCAGCCUCUGGGGGGCUGAAAUUGCAGAACUCUAUAAGAAAUGCAUAUGCAAUGGGGAAGGUUAAAAUGGUAGCUUCUGAAUUUGAAACUGCAACUAGGGUAGUGAAGAAUCGGAAUGCUUCUAGGUGUGCAGAGUCUGGUGGAUUUGUGCUCUGGCAGAUGAACCCUGACAUGUGGUAUGUAGAGCUUGCUGUUGGGGGAAGCAAGGUUCAUGCUGGCUGCAAUGGCAAGCUUGUUUGGAGGCACACUCCUUGGCUUGGUGCUCACACUGCAAAAGGACCCGUGAGGCCUUUGCGUCGUGCACUUCAGGGUCUUGACCCUAGAACCACUGCCAGCAUGUUUGCUGAUGCCAGAUGCAUAGGAGAGAAGAAUAUUAAUGGUGAGGAUUGCUUCAUCCUUAAGCUCUGUACUGAUCCUGAAACAUUGAAGUCUCGGAGCGAGGGUCCUGCCGAGAUCAUAAGGCAUGUCUUAUUUGGCUACUUUAGUCAGAAAACUGGACUUCUUGUUCACAUUGAGGAUUCUCACUUGACCCGCAUCCAAUCUAAUGGAGGCGAUGCUGUCUAUUGGGAAACCACAAUCAAUUCAUUCCUCGAUGAUUACAGGCCUGUGGAAGGGAUCAUGAUUGCCCACUCAGGGCACUCUGUCGUGACUCUUUUCAGGUUCGGUGAGAUGGCCAUGAGUCACACCAAAACCAAAAUGGAAGAAGCCUGGACAAUCGAAGAGGUUGCAUUCAAUGUUCCAGGUCUCUCGUUAGAUUGCUUCAUUCCCCCAGCCGAUUUGAAGACGGGUUCCAUCAGUGAAGCUUGUGAACUUCCUCAGGAUGAUAGAGGAAAUAACUCCCUCGCAAUACAUCGAACCAAAGUUGUUGCGCUGGAGAAAUCACACGAAUGCAGCAUUGAUAAGAUGAUAUGGAAGAUGGAAAUCUAACGAUGGGAGUAAGAUCGGUCAAUUCAUGGCAACUGUUCAUAGCAGUCAUUAGUUUUUGACUACUAACGUUUAGAUUUUAGAGUAGGGGUUAAUUUCAGUUGGUUCUUCGUGGAAGUUUGUUUAUGCCUCUAUAUAUAGUCUGUAAAUAGAGCGUAAAAAUUCACGGGUUUUAUGCAGACCAGAGUGAAUAUUUAUACUCGAUGCAGAAUCCGACUAUGGAGUUGGAGCUCGUUUUUCCACUUCGGAAUAGAGCAAAAUGGAGGUUGAAUUUUUAGUUUACCUUCCAUAAAUGAGGGAAGGUGGUGAAGCUUUGGUAUAGUAGACCCAUUAAACUUUUGUUACUUAGCAACUUAUCUAAAAGUUCAGUGUCGGUGGUAGUAAUAUUAAAGAGUCUGCCACUGACCAAAUUCAGGUUGACUCUAACAGCUUCUAUGUGGUGUAGAAGUUCAUUCUGUGUUUGAAAAUGUAAUGUAUCGAGGGUGUUUUUGAUAGCUGGGGUAAUAUAGGGUUACUGAGACAAUACUCAGUUUGCAUUGAUGUACCAACAUCUCUAAUAUCAGUAAUAUCUUUUGGUUUGUGUUAUGAUGCAAUUUUCUCAGUUCUCCUGAGAGAAUGAAACUGUCACAUAAUUAAUGGUCUUGACAGAUAUAUGCUAUCUCUGAUAAUUCUACUA